Suillus bovinus is the source of this 496-nucleotide messenger RNA. RefSeq lists its product as uncharacterized. The coding region runs from base 138 to 401 and encodes 87 amino acids. NCBI's taxonomy places the organism in Eukaryota, Fungi, Basidiomycota, Agaricomycetes, Boletales, Suillaceae. The record is from RefSeq and is a predicted model, not a curated record. The transcript has 5 exons.
UCAAGGAUUCUAGCCAUAUAAUCUCUUGUAUCCAUGAUGUGUUCGCAGAAUGUGUUUUGUAAGUUCCCCGUACACACCUGUCAUUGUCUACAAUCUGGUGGUUGAUUAUUGGCAACUGUCACGGUUAAUGAAAUAGAAUGUGCGUCUCUCUUAUUAACCAAAUGUCAAUUUAUUACCUCCUGGUUCUGAUUUUCCUUUCCUGCAGAAGGCCGGCACAAAUGUACUUCACAUUGUCCGUAUCCUUCAGCCUUUGGUUGCGAAGGGAUCAUCGUUUGCUGCUGCAAACGGAAUCCUUCAUACUGGUAUUGCUACUAUUAUCGUCCUUGAGUACUCUGCCUUUUUGCCGAUCAAUGGCGGGAACGAGCGGGAGAGCAUCAAGUCUGCCGUGGACUAUUACUUGAAAUCUCCGACGGCAGUCGCUGUGGAGAAAGGAGCGAAAGAGAUUUCUCGUCAAGGCUAUCGGGGAGAGGAACUAGAGAAGAAUAUUUUCGAGUUC